AUGCGCGAACAUUUACUUGCAGCUUUGAGUCAACAAGGUCUUUACUUGGCACUCAUCAUCAGUCGAAUCUUGCCAGUGUCUUCUGCACUCGGUUAUGGUUACGGUUUCCCGUAUGCAAGCUUCGGUAAUAAUUGUGGACGUUGUAAUCGCGCAUCGACAUGUCGGCCGUUCGGUGGAGGAAUGUUGGGGAGUGGAUCGUGCAAUAUGAUGACAGGUUCAGCACUUUACAACGGAUAUGGAUCUCUUGGAAUCAAUUCGGGAUAUAUGUCUGGAAUGAGCAGCCCAAUUGGAACUUCAUUACUUCCGACGGCAUUCAACAGCUGCCAGGACCAAAGUACACAGUGCGCAAUUUGGGCAAGUACCGGUCAGUGUGCAAGUGGUGCUGAGUACAUUCGUCGUGUUUGUCCACAGUCGUGUGGAACCGGUUGCUUACGUGGUACAUUCGGCAAUUACGGAAGUUUGUCAUCCGGUUAUGGUGUCGGUUCUGGUUACGAUCUUUACGGAAUGGGUUCGGGCCUUAGCAGUGAUGCGCUUCUGAAUCCACUUUUAAACAACGCCGGUGCAGGAUAUCAAACAGAAGGCUUGAUGGGUCAUCCGUAUGGAAUGAAUUCACUCUACCGACCGUACGGACUCGGCUCUAACUAUGGCUUUGGCUCUCAGUUAGGUUUGAAUGCUGGUUUAGGUGUUGGUUUGAACGGUUACGGAGUGGGGCUUAUGGACGCCCUCGAUAACAGUCACGGAAAUGGCUAUGGUGGCGGAUACGGUAUGGGAACUGCAAUGAAUCCAAAUUAUGGCGGUUUAUCAAACAUUGGUCUUGAAUUGGGCACCAACUUGGGUAUGUACGCUCAAAAUGCCGGAUAUGGGUUGUAUGGCAGGAAUCUUUUGAACCCAAUCGGUGUAAGGCGAUCAGGAAUCUAUCCGUAUUCGCAAAAAGAGAAGAAGGAAGCAGUGCCCAUCAAAUCUUCAGAUACGCCCAAGAGGCAACCGAGACGAGAAGAAGUUCUGAGUCGUGUCGCUGGUUUACAAAGUGAAUGA
Messenger RNA from Anisakis simplex (herring worm), 1035 nucleotides. Lineage: Eukaryota; Metazoa; Nematoda; Chromadorea; Rhabditida; Anisakidae. The record is from the annotation of a GenBank genome assembly.